UGUCCCAACUACACCAACUUCCAGUUUGACACCUCCUUCAUGUACAUGAUUGCUGGACUGUGUGUGUUGAAGUUGUAUCAGAAGAGACACCCAGACAUCAACGCGAGUGCUUACACUGCCUACGCCUGCCUGGCUGCCGUCAUCUUCUUUUCUGUGCUGGGAGUGGUAUUUGGGAAAGGAAACACCGUCUUCUGGAUCGUUUUCUCAGUGAUCCACAUUCUGGCCACUCUCCUCCUGAGCACACAGCUGUACUACAUGGGCCGAUGGAGGCUGGACUCCGGGGUCCUACGCAGGAUGGUGUACAUCAUCUACACAGACUGCAUCAGACAGUGCAGCGGACCCAUGUACAUAGACCGUAUGGUUCUGCUCGUAAUGGGGAACAUAGUCAACUGGUCUCUAGCUGCCUACGGCCUCAUAGAGAGACCUAACGACUUUGCCUCCUACCUUUUGGCCAUCGCCAUCUGCAACCUGCUGCUCUACUUUGCCUUUUACAUCAUUAUGAAGCUGCGGAGCGGUGAGAGAAUCCAGUGUCUGGCGUUAGUGUGUAUUCUGUUCACAGCCGUGGUGUGGGGUUUUGCGCUGUAUUUCUUUUUCCAGGGCCUUAGCACCUGGCAGAAAACUCCAGCAGAAUCUCGUGAGCACAACAGGGACUGCAUCUUGCUUUCAUUCUUUGACGACCACGACAUUUGGCACUUUCUCUCCUCCAUCGCCAUGUUUGGAUCCUUCCUGGUCCUCCUGACCAUGGACGACGACCUUGACACCGUCCAGAGAGACAAGAUCUUCGUCUUCUAGAUGUCAGAUCUUCUGUGAUGAGCUCAUCUGGCCCUCUCUGCCUUAUCGCCCUGGUCUCUCUUCAUUUGCGUCUGUCAUGUCCUAAAAAAAAGCACAUCCAGUAGCGCGUUUUCCCCCAGGCUGUACAGUGGGCGCCUCUCACAGCCAGUCAAGCCAGUCAGGAAAGGGCAGUAGCCCCUCCCUCCACCUGUAUGGACACAAAUGUGCCAGUUAAGAGCUGGGUCGACGUCGAGUGACGCUGAAGUGUUUUGUCUUCUCGCUGCCACCAUCGAUAUAACUGUUGUAAUCAAUGUUUACUUACUGCUGAUGAAGACAGUGUACACACUUGCUAUAAAAAUUAACUUAUUUUAUACUGUCGACAUUAUAUUUCACCUGCAAGUCAACACUGCAUUUUGAAAUCUGUGUGUGUGUGUGUGUGUGUGUGUGUGUGUGUGUGUGUGUGUGUGUGUGUGUGUGUGUGUUGUGUGUGGUGUGUGUGUGUGUGUGUGGUGUGUGUGUGUGUGUGUGUGCGCGCGUGUGCGUGUGUGUGCGUGCGCAUGCGUGUAUUGUGAGAACAUGAAUUCUGUCAAGUCUGUCAGUGGCCUUUAACGUUCUAAUCAUGUAAAUCGCAUACUGUGCUCUGAUUGGUCAGAUCUUCUAACCGUCCUUCUCAUAGGAGAAUAAUGAUUGUAUUACUGACUGCCCUCAAGUCUGAAUGCGAAAGGAUUUUUUUUUUGUACUGUACAAAAACUGAUUUUAAUGUCAAACAUGCAAUGAGCGGUUACUGAAUAAAAAGGUCUCAUUUUCAAAUAAC
Molecule: messenger RNA, 1585 nt
Organism: Micropterus salmoides (largemouth bass)
Lineage: Eukaryota; Metazoa; Chordata; Actinopteri; Centrarchiformes; Centrarchidae
Product: SID1 transmembrane family member 2-like
Exons: 9
Cellular component (GO): membrane
Source: RefSeq, a predicted model, not a curated record